ACCAUUUUUAAAAAUGUUUUAAAAUGCACCAAAUAGUUUCAAUUAGACUAGAAACUCGCGUUAAAUUUUGUACUAAAUUGAGUUUUGGUACUCAAUUUUAGCCACUUACAGUCACAUUAAUGCGCAUUUUAAAGCAUAAACAUUUUGGUAACAUUUAAGAACAAUUGUUGAUUUGUUAUUUAUAAAAAGCGGGGACCACCAAACUGCCAAAGAUGUCGAACACAAACGAGGGCACCGAAACCCUGACGAUAGAGACCCUCGAUUUUAACGACGAGUAUGAAGUGGAAUUUUUGCUCACCAAACCCCCGCCUGGAAAAACCAAACCCACCGAGCCAGUCAAGUUAAAGCGCUUGGUUUGCAAACUAAAUGGCUGCAAUUAUUCGACGGACCGGAGGAGGGACCUUAAGCGCCACCGGCGCUCACAGAAACACGUGUGGCAGGAGUUGUGCUCAGAGGACUCCGAUUCUGACUUCGAAAGGUCCUUAUUCUCCUGUGCAGUCUGCGAAUACACCACAGCAAAAAGAUAUAGCUAUGAGCGCCACAAGGAAUCGAGGCGGCACCUCAUGAAGGAGAUGGAUGAAUGUGAAAAGCUGAUGGAAGAGGCGGAUAAAUCAGAAAGACCUGAAAAAGACCCCUGCGAAACACACAAUAAGUCCCAGGAGCACCAAGAAAUAUUAACUAGCCAACUGGAUGCGAAUGGGUACAUAGACUAUAUCCCUCAAGAAAAGGAACACUUUGUAGAGCCAUCUGAAGAGUUUAAUGAUACUGACGAAGAUUGCGAAACCUACUUGGAAGACUUCUCCCAAUUCAACUCCACCUUAGAGUGCAAGCCCUGUCAAUACAGGACAGCCAGAAGAUUCUGCUUUGUUCGGCACCUGCAGUCAAUGAGACACCUGGCCAGAAUACAGGAGGAGUUUGAUGCCCUGGAGGUAAGAAAUGCCCUAAAGCAAGAACGUUUGGAGGCUAAAAAGACCCUGGAGGAGGCUCCCUGCUUUGAGGAGAGUUAUAACGUGGAAGGCUCAAAUGGUGCGGUGGCAGAGGAUGAUGCGGAGGAGAUCGAUGGUACUGUAGAAGCAAAUGGCCUGGCACAUAUUGAUACUUUGAACGAGAGAACUGAAAUAGAGGAAAUCGAUGGUCUGGUAUUGGAAAAUGUAGUUGAGGAGAUUGAAGUUCUUGAGGACGGAGUGGUCCAAGCAGAGCCCGGCUUCCAUGUGAUCCAAUACGCAUCUGUUGAAGAAAAUGUUUAUGAGGAGAUCGUGUACCUUCCCGUCGAUGUCAGUCCAGAGGAAAGUUGCUACUUUAUAGCGCUGAAUAAUGAGUAGAUUUUAGGGAAAACAACAAAUGUAUAUUUUUUUAUAAAUUGUAUAAGUAUUUAUGUAAAAUUACAUAUUUUUUGACAUGUUGAAAAU
Messenger RNA from Drosophila ficusphila, 1409 nucleotides. RefSeq lists its product as uncharacterized. The record is from RefSeq and is a predicted model, not a curated record. The transcript is spliced from 2 exons. Lineage: Eukaryota; Metazoa; Arthropoda; Insecta; Diptera; Drosophilidae. The coding region runs from base 213 to 1322 and encodes 369 amino acids.